Molecule: messenger RNA, 337 nt
Organism: Rubroshorea leprosula
Lineage: Eukaryota; Viridiplantae; Streptophyta; Magnoliopsida; Malvales; Dipterocarpaceae
Source: the annotation of a GenBank genome assembly
AUUUUUGUUAAAAUUACUUCAUAGUAUGUGUUUUGACCCUUAUGUUCCCCAUCAGGCUAUCUCAUGGUCAAUCAAAGUCCCCAAUUAGGCAGGCUGCCAUGUCCUUGGACGGAAGCACCAUUCUCAGCUGCUGCGAGGAUGGGACAAUAUGGCGCUGGGAUGCUGUAGCAAUGGAUUACUCCAAGUAGGUCUAAUCAGAGUAAUAUUUCAGGAUUUUUUGCUGUCCAAUUUACUUUUGGUUAAUACCAAGAACCUAAGGUUAAAUCUUGUAUUUGGUUGAUGUAGAAGUCAAAGUUGCAUUCAAACUUUGAUCCAGGAAUAGAUGAUUCUCAUGUGC